CACAGCAUCCCUGAUCCUCCUCUUAAUUGGUUCCCUUGCCGGUGCUGUCUGCUCCUCUCCCAUUGAGUGCUUCCAUAGCACUUGUGAAUGCUUACUCCUGAGCAGGGGCGGACUGACAACUCAUGGGGCCCCUGGGCAAUAGGGGAUCAUGGGGCCCCUGUGUCCUCGCCUACAAUCAAACCACACCCAAAAAAGCCUAUGAAAAGGUACCAGGGGCAUCUCAUGGGGCCCCCUACUGAUCCAGGGCCCUCGGGCAGUGCCCGGGGUCCCAAAUGGUCAGUCCGCCCCUGC
Molecule: messenger RNA, 291 nt
Organism: Staurois parvus
Lineage: Eukaryota; Metazoa; Chordata; Amphibia; Anura; Ranidae
Source: the annotation of a GenBank genome assembly